Paramuricea clavata is the source of this 4609-nucleotide messenger RNA. The record is from the annotation of a GenBank genome assembly. Lineage: Eukaryota; Metazoa; Cnidaria; Anthozoa; Malacalcyonacea; Plexauridae.
GUAAAUACUUCGACUUGUAAUUCACUUAUAACAUAUUUCCAAAAUAAAGUCGCAUGCUUUAACGCAGGUCGACUUCGUGAAUUUCACAACGAAUGGAUGUUUAUUACCUCAGACGCUGAGAUUUUAGACAUGGUAUUGGGGCAAAAACUUGAAUUUUCGCAAAAGCCCUUUCAAUUGUUUGUUCCUAAGGAGAGAACAUCUGAUCACAUACAAACACAGGCAGUUGAGGUAGAAAUUGAAACUCUCCUUAAGAAAGGCGUCGUUGUUCUUACGGAACAUGAAAAGGGGGAAUAUAUUUCCGCUAUUUUUACAACAGCAAAAAAGGAUGGGUCUGAUGGGGGGGGGGGGAGUUCACGGAAAAAAAAUUUAGCCCCACCCAAAAUGAAAUCUGUUCCGCCGCCCCUGCGCGGACACCUUACUUGAGGUCCCAAUGGGCAAACCAACCUCUCUUAAGCGGACAGAUGACAGAUUGUCUGAUAAAAUGUAUUCAAUAUUCGACAAUAAAUAACAAUUGAGACCAAUUUACAUGGCACAGUGACACACCAACUUGGCGCGAAGACAUCAGAGCCAAGAUUAUUGAGGAAGUGACGAACGACUUAACGAGGACUGUGAGCCGCCAGCCGAGGAGCCGAAAGAUAUGUGUCAGAUCACUGAUGAUGACAACGAACUGAACGAAUAUAAUGAAUUUGACUGGUCUCUUAACGAAACAGUCAUUAAAUCGUCGUUCGAAGCCCUUAAAGUUGUCGAGCGGCUGGCAGAAUUCGCACAAUUUCGAGGUUUGGAAGAACUUUCCAAUGCCAUUUUUCGACUGUAUCACAAAUUCUUUCUCGUCUUGUUUAGUUGUUUUGACUCAUAAUCGUAAGUUUCAAGAUUGUGUUUCGUCUUAUAAUGAGAAUAGAUAUUCGAUAUUUUGCCACAAAUCAAAGACAAAGUAAAAUAAAUACUAUUUUUUACUUUAUUUUACUUUACAAACUGUCAUAGCCUAAUGGAACAAAUAAUUAAAAUUAUUUGUUCCAUUAGGCUAUGACAGUUUGUUAGACUAGUUGCUGUUGUGUGAGUGAAAGUGUCAAGCAUAUUAAAUAAAAACAGAAUUAUUCUAUAACAAUAUGCAACCUUAUAACGUACAAAAUGAGUGAACCAAUCAGAAUACAAAAUUACAUAUAAUUAGAUAUAGGAUUACAUUUGACUUUUAAGGAGAGAUCGGGCGGGGUGUUAGGAAUAUUAAAAGAGAUACAGUGGAGGUGAUCCUUAAUUGCAAUUUCGAAAGGGUUGAAAGCUGCUUUGACAUUAACCUCGAGGAUGUCUUUUGUCUUUUGCCAAGUAUGACCAAGUAUCUCAAUUGCUUCAUCAAAUUGUCUUCGUAAAUGUUCUCAUGUAACUAUACCGGCUGUUGAUCAUGUUGCUGUAAGGUGGCUCUCAACAUGAAGGGACUUGCUUCGGCGCCGAACGGUACUCUGGUGUUAAACAGGAAACGGAAAGCAUCACAAUCCUCGUCUCGGAUGCCAAUCUGCAGGAAUGCUUUCCGAAUAUCAGCAAGUAGAAUGUGUAUCAUGUGUAUCGUGUGUAUCGUGUAUCAUGUGUGUAUCAUGUGUAUCAUGUGUAUCAUGAUAUCCGGAUCAUGAUACCCAUAGGAAGGGUUUGCAGUGGUGAUCCUGUGUUCAUGCAACCGUUUAUACUGUUCGCUAGUGGGUGUGGCUUUGCGCUCGCGUCGAAAACCAACCUAGCAUUGGUAGUGGUUGCAUCUUCUCUGAUAACUGGCUUGUGUGGCAUGUAAAAGGUAUACGUUCUCCGGUUGGUGUUUUUCGAGCUUUCUCAACAAUACCUGUGGUUAGCUAGUUGUUCCUUCACUGUCUCGUCAUCCCUCACUAUAUCCCUUCUUGCUUGUUCAUUAGUUCCACCAAAUUCGCUCCCUGGGAUCCAUGGGAAAUUCGCCUUAUAUCUCAGCCAUCUCAUUUCACAAUGUUCUAUUUGUUAAAGUCCUCAUAGAUUUGUAGCUGGUCAUACUGUCAUAUAGAUAAGUUGGAUCUUGGAAGCCCAGAGCAGAUCAAGAUUUUGGAUCAUAAGUGUUCCGACGAUGGUGAAGAGCAUCUGUAACAAGUGUGUCAAGGGUCGAAAGAAAUUCAGGAAACUUUGCGGGCAAUUCAUGAAGGAUUUACCAAUUGAGAGAUUGCAACCGUCGCCUGUGAUGUUGGAAGCUGCUCAGAUUGUCAAUCAAAGACCAAUUGGAAGACAUCCUAUACUAGCCCGGAUGACGGUAGUUAUCUCUGCCCAAAUGAUCUUCUCGGGAGAGCAUCGCCAAACGUGCUGCCGGGACCAUUUCAGCAAAGGUCUAGCCAGCAAUUUCGGUUUGACUACAUCCAGGAAUUUGUAGAAUGUUUUUGGAAGAAGUGGACACGAGAUUACUUUCCCGGAAUCAUCGUUAGACAAAAAUGGCAUGUAGACAAAAGAAACGUCAAGUGGGAGAUAUCAUCUUGAUUUAAGAGGGCAAUGUCGUACGUGGGGAAUGGGGAAUCAUCGUUAGACAAAAAUGGCAUGUAGACAAAAGAAACGUCAAGUGGGAAAUAUCAUCUUGAUUUAAGAGGGCAAUGUCGUACGUGGGGAAUGGAGAAUGGGUGUUAUAACAGCGAUCCACCCCAUUGAUGAUAGCAAAGUCAGGAGAGUUUCGUACAAGAACCAGCGUAAAGACGAACCUCUUGGUCAUUAUUCGGGCGCGAAAUUCACAAGCAUUGAAAGAGCUGUACAUACUAGACUGAUUGUCCUUGUAGCGGCCGACCAAUAGAUAAGUCGAAACAGAAAGAUGUCGAUGAGAUUUAAAUAACCAAAAUAGGUAUUAGUUUGGCCUGGUGCGAGUGUUUCGUGCUGUUCCCUUAGAACAUUAGUAUUCGGUUCCGAACGAUUCUGAAGAUAAUCGACAUAAGUAACUAUGCUGUUGCUCACCCUGAAUAUAUAUUGGUGGAGACUUCACAUACUAAAAUAAUAUAAUUAUAUAAAAUGAGCACCUCAAACACCUGAUUACCGCAUGAAAUUAAUUAAACAAAUUUUUCCCGCAUUAUAAUCAUAUUCAUUUCUGCGUAUUUCAUUUCAGAUCUACUACAAUAAAACAAUUUUUGAUUCAGUGGAUGAAUUUAUCAAGUCAUACGAACUUAGAAACAUCACAAAAGUGAAUCAUUCUGCUCCCGAAGAAAAUGAUCUCACAUACUCCACUCUGAAAAGACGAGGAACACAUCUUCAACCUUCACUACCAUUACGUGAACCUGAACAAUUUGAACCGGAUGGUAGACGUUAUACAGCAGAAAACAAUCAUAUUGAAUACAUGGGAUGGAGUUUUGAUUUUCGUAUUCGCACAACAUCAGGUCCACAGUUGUUCGAUAUCAGAUUUAAUGGAGAGCGAAUUGUGUACGAAUUAAGCUUGCAAGAACCUGCAUCGUUUUACAGUGCUUACUCUCCAACGCAAUCGGCUGGUAACUAUCUUGAUACUGCCUGGGCCAUUGGUGCUAAUUUUGAACUUGUGAAAGGUGUUGACUGUCCUAAAACUGCAACAUACUUUGAUGUUGUAUAUUUCGCUGACUCCUCUCAUCCGGGCACACGUCGUAAUGCUGUUUGCGUCUUUGAACACAAUCUGGGAAUGCCUCUUCGCCGCCAUUUUGAAAACGACUUUGAAGGUAGUUAUGCUUUUUAUGGAGGAAUGCAAGGUACAGGGCUUGUUUUAAGAACGAUAUCUACACCAUAUAACUAUGACUAUGUAUAUGAUUUUAUAUUUUAUCCUAAUGGAGUCAUUGAAACGAAGAUCUCUACUACAGGCUAUUUGCUAUCCACAUUGUGGAGACCAGUAGAAGAUGACUACGGCAAUGAAGUACAUAAAAAUGUCGCUGGCACAAUACAUGAUCAUAUCUUUCAUUACAAAGUUGAUCUAGACAUUGCAGGUCGAAAAAACAGAUUUGAAACUAUAACCUCGACACUUGAAAACACCUCCUCAUUGUGGUUUCCUAACACACGUCACGUUCAGAAAAGAUUAAUACAUGAUUUAAAGAGAACUGAAUUGGACGCUGCUUACAAAUUUGAUUUCCAAAAACCAUCGUAUCUGAAUUUUUAUAACUCGGCGGAAAAGAAUGCUCAGGGUGUCCGACGGGGAUAUCGUAUUCAACACAACGGAAUAAUUCAUCAAUUAUAUCCAGAAAACUGGCAGUUUACAAAUGGUUUCAGCUGGUCGCACUAUCAACUUGCAGUAACAAAAUACAAGAAAACCGAGGAUAGGAGUUCAUCUAUGUAUAACCAAAAUGAUCUGUACAAUCCUGUCGUGGACUUCAAAAAGUUUAUUAUGGAUAACGAAAGCAUUGUAGAUGAAGAUUUAGUUUCAUGGAUAACUGUAGGUAUCAUGCAUGUCCCUCAUUCUGAAGAUAUUCCCAACACAUCAACACCUGGUAAUUAUGCUGGGUUUUUUCUUCGGCCUUUCAAUUAUUUCAAUGAAGAUCCUUCCAUAGCAUCAAGAGAUAGUGUUUUGAUCACGCCAACUGACGGUGGUUCAAAGAUUGACAGGUUUGGUAGACCUGAGGGUUCUCAGUGUGUCCCUCCAGACGAGCCGAUGAAUUACAACGGAAAGGAGUUAUAG